GACGGGUGGCAGCCCAGCCGGCCAAUAGGCGGCUCUCCAGAGCCUAAGCCGAAAGGGUAGAGGAGCCGUCACUACUAGCACCACUGCCUCCCAAGUUUCCCCUCGUGGAUGCAGGGCCCAGGCAGCUCCGCUCGCCCCGGCGCUGAGGGGCCCAGAGAGGCACGCGGAGCGGACUCGGGUCGGGGUUUCUGAUCAAGAGCAGAGGACAGGCGCCCGGCCCGCUCUGGAGGGUCCGUGAAAGAUGAAGGGCAGGCGGCGGCGGCGGCGAGAGUACUGUAAGUUCGCGCUGCUGUUAGUGCUCUACACCCUGAUGCUGCUGCUCAUCCCCUCAGUACUGGACGGUGGUCGCGACCGGGACAAGGGUGUUGGACACUGCCCCGGCCUGCAGCGCAGCCUGGGAGUGUGGAGCCUGGAGGCGGCGGCGGCCGGCGAACGCGAGCUGGGCGCAGAGGCGCGGGCCGACCCCGAAGGGAGCACCGGCCAGUCCCCGGGCAACCUCAGUGCCGUCGUCGGGCAGCCGUUGGCUCGCGAGAAGCAACACAUCUACGUGCAUGCCACCUGGCGCACGGGCUCGUCCUUCCUGGGUGAGCUUUUUAACCAGCACCCAGACGUGUUUUACUUGUACGAGCCCAUGUGGCAUCUAUGGCAGGCGCUGUAUCCAGGCGACGCCGAGAGCCUGCAGGGCGCACUGCGAGAUAUGCUGCGUUCUCUCUUCCGCUGCGACUUCUCUGUGCUGGGGCUGUAUGCGCCGCCGGGGGACCCCGCCGCGCGAGCCCCGGACGCAGCCAAUCUCACCACGGCCGCCCUGUUCCGCUGGCGGACCAACAAGGUCAUCUGCUCGCCGCCGCUGUGCCCCGGCGCGCCCCGUGCCCGCGCCGAGGUGGGGCUCGUCGAGGACGCCGCCUGUGAGCGCAGCUGCCCGCCCGUAGCGCUCCGCGCACUGGAGGACGAAUGCCGCAAGUACCCGGUGGUGGUCAUCAAGGAUGUGCGCCUGCUCGACCUGGGUGUGCUGGUGCCCCUGCUUCGUGACCCAGGGCUCAACCUGAAGGUGGUGCAGCUUUUCAGAGACCCUCGAGCCGUGCACAACUCGCGCCUCAAGUCCAGGCAAGGACUGCUGCGGGAGAGCAUCCAGGUGCUACGCACUCGCCAGAGGGGCGACCGCUUUCACCGUGUGCUGCUGGCGCAAGGCCUGGGGGUCCGCCCCGGGGGCCAGUCCCGAGCACUGCCCGCCGCCCCUCGGGCAGAUUUCUUCCUGACUGGAGCACUAGAGGUUAUCUGCGAGGCUUGGCUGCGCGACCUGCUUUUUGCGCGCGGAGCUCCUGGCUGGCUGAGGCGCCGCUACCUGAGGCUGCGCUAUGAGGACCUGGUUUGGCAGCCGCGCACCCAACUGCGCCGUCUGCUGCGCUUCACUGGGCUGCGUGCGCUCGCUGCACUGGACGCCUUCGCGCUCAACAUGACGCGCGGCGCGGCGUAUGGCGCGGACCGACCCUUCCAUCUGUCUGCACGCGACGCCAGGGAGGCCGUGCACGCCUGGCGAGAGCGCCUGAGCCGGGAGCAGGUGCGCCAGGUGGAGGCCGCCUGUGCUCCAGCCAUGCGUCUGCUGGCCUACCCUCGCAGCGGAGAGGAGGGCGACGCGGAGCCACCCAUGGGAGGGGAGAUGCCACUGGAGACGGAGGUCGAUGGCGCCACGUAACCCUUCAAGCCCACUCUCGGGCGAAUCCUGGCCUCAGGAGUUCCACCCCUAGCCAAAUGCUGCAAUAUUUUAUGGUUUCAGGACAAUUUUGCAAAAAUUUCUGCUCCCUUCAUUUUUACUAAUGUGUAUUGAAUACUGGCUGGAUGAGGUAAUAAAGACAAGGGAGAGAAGGGUACAGGACAUGGACUCUGCCCUCUAGGAAGUGCAAAUCUGUGCUCCUGGCAGCGACUAUGGGGAAAGACAUCGAUGCCACUGUUUGGAAGUACAGUGGGGCUUCCUUUGUAUGGACAUCUGGGUGCAAGUUUGAAGCUCUUCCAGAAUGGUGGCUGAGCCCUUCCUCCCACAUUGGGCUCUUCCUACUAACCAGUGCAUUUAUUAAAAUGGUUGUGUUCCUGGUUCCUAGGAAGAUAAUUUUCUGAUCCACUGGUGAGUUUUCCAAAAGUUUACCACACUCUAGGAAAGGAAGGGAAUGGAUACUUAUCAGAGUCUAUGCCAUGCAUUAUGUUAAGCAUUAUACAUAUGUGAUUAUACCAAUUUACAUAUGAGAAGCAUGAGACUCAAGUAACCUACCUAAAGUUUCACCUGGGCUAGUGAAAGUGGAAUGGUGAUCAGUGUUAGAUUCGAGAGCCCAUAAUCUCUCCAUUGUACGUGCCCUGCCUGGCUCCCCUUAUAUGCCCUGGCAGCAACCCUGGCACCCCAGCUGGCCUUACAGGGUUGGGGAGCAAAGCACACUUAGCUUCAUUACUAAUACUUUCCUGUUGUAGUCAAUAAUUGCAAGAGAAACAGAUUUAAUGCAGGACAAAGAAAUUUACAAGAUUAACUGACAGUAUCUGCCCACAGAGUCAAAUGUAGGAGAAAUCUUUCCACAUGUACAGAUCUUAGAGUAUCCAGCCAAAAGCCUGGAGCCCAUGGCAAUGUCCUGUAUGAACCUGUAUCAGGAGGCCGAGGAAUCUGUGGUGGAAAGCCUGAAGGGCUGGUGCCGGAGGCUAGAGAGUCUGCACUUACAGACCAAAACGCUCGUGCUGGAAGCUGAAGAAUCUGUGCCAAAAGCCAGAAGACAACACUCAAGGCAAAGACUGGAGCUCCUCCAAGGAAAACAACAGCCAUCCCUGGCAAAGUGAGGACCAGAGCUCCUUUGAACAGGAUAGCCAAAGCUCUUCCAAGGAAAAUCAGCUGAAAUCCUUCCCUCCCAUUCUCCUUUUAUACCAUUCAGCCUUAAGUGGGUCUUCCAUGUGAACCACACUGACUCAACUGAGCCAGGCAUUCCCACUCAAGCUGACAAUUAAUUAACCACCUCAGUUCCCAACCAUGAACAAAUAAACUAUCCCUGAGCUGCUGACCGCACCUGCAGCCAUCCUCCCCACAGGA
Messenger RNA from Chinchilla lanigera (long-tailed chinchilla), 3061 nucleotides. It is a transcript of the gene Chst7, whose product is annotated as carbohydrate (N-acetylglucosamine 6-O) sulfotransferase 7. The transcript has 2 exons. The record is from RefSeq and is a predicted model, not a curated record. NCBI's taxonomy places the organism in Eukaryota, Metazoa, Chordata, Mammalia, Rodentia, Chinchillidae. Gene Ontology annotation, biological process: N-acetylglucosamine metabolic process; carbohydrate metabolic process. The coding region runs from base 242 to 1693 and encodes 483 amino acids. Gene Ontology annotation, cellular component: Golgi membrane. Gene Ontology annotation, molecular function: N-acetylglucosamine 6-O-sulfotransferase activity; chondroitin 6-sulfotransferase activity.